AUUGAAAUUUCAGGAUAGUUAUUUUUUUUAAAUUAUUAAAAGCUCAAAUUUUCCGUGCGAGAUCGGUAAUCCCACGGUGUCAUCAUCCCUAACAAGUGGAAAAGAAGGGGUUGCAUACCACCAGAUCACCCGUAUCCGGAAGCUCUUUCUCUGUCCUCUAAAAUGCUCUCCUCACUCCACUCCCCUCGCCACCUCCUCCUCCACCACCGUUACCCCAACCUCCCUCUCCCCUCAAAACCCCUCUCCUCCUCCCCCAAAUCCCUCCACACCUCCAAUUCCCAAACCCUCCCCCUCUCGCCACCACCCCCUCAAUCCCCAACCCCCACCUCCCAAAUCCUCACUACCCGCGAAUCCCUCCUCGCCCGCCGCACCACCGCCCUCGACCUCGCCGAGACCUUCCUCCGCCGCCUCCGCCGCACCGAGCCCCACCUCCACAGCUUCCUCCACGUGUCCGACGCCGUGCUCAAGGAGGCCGAGGCUAUCGACAGGAAGAUCGAGCAGAACGAAGCGGUGGGGCCGCUGGCCGGAAUCCUGGUUGCCGUCAAGGAUAAUAUAUGUACGGCGGACAUGCCGACGACGGCCGGGUCUAGGGUUUUGGAAGGGUACCAGCCGCCGUUCGACGCCACGGCGGUAAGGAAGUUGAGGGAGAGUGGGGCGAUUAUUGUUGGGAAGACUAAUUUGGAUGAGUUUGGGAUGGGGAGUACUACUGAAGGCUCUGCAUACCAGGUGACAGCAAAUCCUUGGGAUUUGUCAAGGGUGCCAGGAGGAUCAUCAGGUGGUUCAGCUGCAGCUGUUUCUGCCAGGCAAUGUGUAGUAUCAUUGGGCAGUGAUACUGGAGGAAGCGUAAGGCAGCCGGCAUCUUUUUGUGGUGUUGUGGGAUUGAAGCCAACAUACGGGCGUGUGUCGAGAUAUGGACUCGUGGCUUAUGCAUCAUCCCUGGAUGUUAUUGGAUGUUUUGGUUCUUCAGUUGCUGAUGCAGGAAUUCUCCUCCAUUCAAUAUCUGGUCAUGAUAGAUUUGAUGCCACUAGUAGUAAGCGACAAGUCCCCGACUUCGCAUUGCAAUUCAUCUCCAAGGAUUUUUUGGAAUCUAAACCUUUGAAAGGGCUAAGGGUUGGUGUGAUUCGUGAAACUCUUGAUGAUGGUGUUGAUCCCGAAGUAAUAUCAUCCAUUCGUGGUGCUACUUCUCAUUUGGAAGAAUUAGGAUGCACUGUAACAGAGGUUUCAUUACCCUCUUUCUCCCUUGGGCUACCAGCCUACUAUAUCCUUGCCUCAUCGGAGUCAUCUUCGAACUUAUCACGUUAUGAUGGUGUCAGGUAUGGAAACCAAGUUGCUGCUGAUGAGCUAAAUUCCCUUUAUGAGCAUUCCCGUGCCAAAGGAUUUGGUUCUGAGGUCAAAAUGAGAAUUCUAAUGGGAACCUAUGCCCUUUCGGCUGGUUACUAUGACGCCUAUUACAAGCGUGCUCAGCAGGUGAGGACCUUAAUUCGAGAAAACUUCAAGGACGCAUUGGAUAAAAAUGACAUCCUAAUUUCUCCAGCAGCUCCUUCUGCUGCAUAUAAGAUUGGUGAAAAGAAAAAUGAUCCAUUGGCAAUGUAUGCUGGAGACAUCAUGACAGUUAAUGUCAACUUGGCCGGUCUGCCUGCGCUGGUUUUGCCAUGUGGAUUUGUUGAAGGGGGGUCCAACAGUCUUCCUGUCGGUUUUCAAUUGAUUGGUGCAGCAUUUGAGGAGGAAAAAUUGCUUAAAGUGGGCCACAUCUUUGAGCAAACUCUUCAAGGUUGUAAUUUUAUUCCUCCAUUGGUAGCUGAUGACUUCGCAUGCUAGCCCCGGCCGAUCUUGUACUCGAGCAUUCUGAAUUGAUUGUAAGGGACUGUACAAUGGUAUCCAUAGUGAUCUCAUGCACAAUACGAAAAUCCUUUGGGGAGACGUAUCAUCAAAUGCGCGGCGUAAGGAUCAGGUAAGGUGGCUCUUUCCAGCGGCUUUGUGCACUCCUGGACUUUUUGCACCCUUUGUCUGGGUUGCUUACCAAUUGAUUCACUUUAGGGAGUGGUUUCUGAUAGCUGUGUUGAGAUAAGUGUUCAUAGUUCACCUCAAAAGCUCAAUUUUUUUUUUGUUUAACAUGGAAAUUUCAUCAAAAGCUCAUAUUUGAAUGGUACUUAUAAAUUAGCUCUAGAAGAUCGUUGGACGAUCUGUCUUGGUUUUGGUUAAAUAUUGUAUUUAUUUAUUUUUCCGAAGUUUAUUUCCAAACUAUUGGUAAUUUUGUCUUA
This is a messenger RNA of Rhododendron vialii, 2261 nucleotides long. Its product is annotated as glutamyl-tRNA(Gln) amidotransferase subunit A, chloroplastic/mitochondrial. Lineage: Eukaryota; Viridiplantae; Streptophyta; Magnoliopsida; Ericales; Ericaceae. Bases 163 to 1818 code for a protein of 551 amino acids. Gene Ontology annotation, biological process: translation. The transcript is spliced from 10 exons. Gene Ontology annotation, molecular function: glutaminyl-tRNA synthase (glutamine-hydrolyzing) activity. Gene Ontology annotation, cellular component: glutamyl-tRNA(Gln) amidotransferase complex. The record is from RefSeq and is a predicted model, not a curated record.